AUGGCCAAGAACAAGUUCCUCCCUUCCUUGACGGUGAAUCAGCAGCAGCUGCAGCAGCAGCAACACCGCAGCCCUACCAUGCUCUCGGGUAAUGUGGCGGCGCUUCAGAUACGGACUACUCGGCCCGUUAUUCAGCCUUUGUCUGAGGAUAUAAAGGAAUCAGUUGUAGAGGAUAAGGUUAUGCAGACAAAGUGUGUUGACUUUGAUGUUUCUGAAAAGAGGAAAGCUGAAACACCAGUGGUUGCAGAUGGUAAUGACCCUAAUGAGGCCACUUCACUAAAUACUGGUAAGAAAAGACGAAUUGAAUGGAGCUGCUCUCUGUGUCAAGUAAUAAACACAAGCAAACAAAACCUGGACCGACACCUGAAAGGGAAGAAACACAAGGACAGGGUGGAAUUGUCAAAUGCUAGUAAGUCAUCAUCACUAGAGGAGGAGAGUGACAAUGAUGAAGGGAAGGCCGAGGAGGCAUUGUUAAAUGCCAGUGAGACACCCGAAGACAGUAACAAUGAUGAAUUCCCAGUAGAUGGAAGUCACAAGCAUCACAAAUUCUGGUGCCAGAUGUGUAGGGUUGGGACUACUACUGAAGCUUUGAUGAAAGAACAUUGCAAUGGAAACGAACACAUGAAUUUACAGUACAGAGCAAUCGAUGAAAGAGCCCCCAAUACUCAGAUUCCUCCUUCUUCUUCUUCUUCAACCACUCUGCCUCUGCCUCUGUCUCGUCCUUUGCAACACCUUACUGCUCUCAAUGGCAGUGUCAAUGAUACCCUAAUGACCCAAAACGCUCUGUCUCUGACUCUGAACAAUAACAACGACAUAGCUUUGGCUCGGCGGCGACUCGAGCUCAAAGCAGAGGUGGAGAGACAGAUGAUGGUAGAGAUGGAACAGAGCAAGAUGUCUUUGCUGAGUCAACACCAGUAUUCUUCAUCACCAUUUGGAUUUUCCCAAGAUUUUUACAACAAUUACAUGGGCAUGAAUCCCUUCUUAAUGAUGAAUCAUCAGCAGCAGCUUCAGCUGCAGCACCACCGCAGCAGCCCUGCCGAGGUCUUUGGUAAUGUGGAGGCGAUUCAGCAGCUGACGACUCCGCCCAUUACUCAGUCUUUGUCUGAGGAUAUAAAGGAACCAGUAGUGGAGGACACGCUUGAUUUGAGAUGCAAGGGUGCUUUUGCUUUCAUUGAAGAAAGCUCUUCUUUACUGGCAAUCAAAGCUUGGGGUAAUAAAGGAAUCCAACCUCUUGAUGAGGUUUGGGUUCUUAGGAACUCUCCUGUGCUGCCACCACCUCCUCCACUCAACACUGCUGCCGCUGCUACCACCACCACAACUACCACUCCCUCCCUCACUCCUCCCGCUUGUCGUUUUAGUUGUCUAAAAUGCUCAAGGUGCUUACAAAAAGAAAAUGAAGAGCUUCCUACCAAAUCAAGUGAAAGUUCAUACUUCUUUAGCUUGACAUUUUUAUUGGAUUUAGUUCCUAGGCUUGAGAUUCACUUGCCAGGAUUUUAUUAUGGAUUGGGUAGCCUUCAUAUGGUUAUGCAGACAAAGAAUGUCAACUUUGUGGAAAAGAGGAAAGCUGAAACACCAGUGGUGGCAGAUGGUAAUGACUCUAAUGAGGCCCCUUCACAUAGUGCUGUUAAGAAAAGUCGAAUCGAAUGGAGCUGCGAUCUCUGUCAAGUAAUAACCACAAGCCAACAAACCCUGGAGGAUCACCUGAAAGGGAAGAAACACAAGAACAAGGUGGCAUCAUUGAAUGCUAAUAAGUUACCAAAGGAUGAGAGUACUAAUGAUGAUGAAGGUAAGAAACACAAGAACAAGGUGGCAUCAUUGAAUGCUAAUAAGAGACCAGAGGAUGAGAGUGCUAAUGAUGAGGAAGUUAAGAAAAACAAAUUCUGGUGCCAAGUGUGCAGGUUAAGGACUAACAGUGAAGCUAUGCUGAAAAGUCAUUGCAUUGGGAAGAAACACCAGGCCAAGGAGGCAUUGUUAAAUGCCAGUAAGACAAUAGAGGAGAGUAAUGGUGAUGAAGAGAAGAAACACGAGGACAAGUUGGCAUUAGUAAAUGGUGGCAAGAUACUAGAGGAGGAGGAGAGUAACAAUGAAGGGAAGGCCAAUUUGGCAUUGUUAAGUCCAAGCAAGACUUCAGAUGAGAGUGACGAUGAAAGCCAGAAGCAUCACUUCUGGUGCCAAAUGUGCAAGGUCGGCACUACCAGUGAAGCUUUGAUGACAGAGCAUCGUCAUGGGAAUGAACAUAUGAACUUGCUGCGAAAAAAAAGAGGGGCUAUCAUUGUCAUAUCCAUGAUGCCAGAGGAUGUCCAAGAAGUUCAAAAAACAGCUGCCAAAAACUUAUUCAAAUAGAGAACAUACUGGAUUAUCAAAAAAAAAAAAAAAAAAAUUAGAGAACGUACUCAUGAAAAUACA
Quercus robur (English oak) is the source of this 2406-nucleotide messenger RNA. RefSeq lists its product as uncharacterized. Lineage: Eukaryota; Viridiplantae; Streptophyta; Magnoliopsida; Fagales; Fagaceae. The coding region runs from base 1 to 2343 and encodes 780 amino acids. The transcript has 7 exons. The record is from RefSeq and is a predicted model, not a curated record. Gene Ontology annotation, molecular function: zinc ion binding; nucleic acid binding.